UCUGGCUCUCCCUGCGCUAGUUGAGCUGUCAAGCCAUGCAGGGUUGACGGCUGGUGGGGGACCAGCUGAGACCACCCAUGGCCAUCUCAAGGGCUUGGAGCAGGGACGGGGAGGAGGGGAAUGUGAUGGGGUCUGCCCAGGCACUUCGCUCAGGGAUGGGAUGCUGAACAUGGAUGUGAGCUCCUCUCCUGGUGGGGCUGUGACAGUGAGCAGAGGGGAAGGGGACAGAGGCCCGCAGCCUCCCAGGGGCUUCAUAUCCUCCCCUAAGGUGCAGGAGCUGGGCUGAGUGUUGGGCUCUGCACCAUCCCAAGGGGCUUCCCGUGGCUUCCCAGCCCCUUUCAUGCUCCCACUCCCCGAGCGCUGGCCGAGCUGGCAGGGGGCUGGUGGGCUGUGGCAGCCCUUGGGGGUUACAUGCUCUGGGGAGCUGCAUGCCCCUGGAUUUCGGAGCAGGGAGCAGAGCAGAGCUGGGUGAAGGGGCGUUUGGGGGAAGGAGAUUAUGGGGAGGAGGAAGGUAAUGCAAAUUCAUUGUUUCUCAGGGAAGCAGCUUUCAGGCAUAAGGUGCUUUGUCAUGAGAGAUCUCGGUGCAGCCACUGAUUCCUGCCGGUCAGGAGCCCAUUGGGGCUUGCAGAGCUGCCUUCUGCUAGGGCAUUAAUUCUGCCUAGGGACUUAAUGAGCCACCACGGCUGUGAAAGCAAACUGCUCUAGAGUUUCCACUUGCAGCUUCAUAGGUGCCACAUGACUUUACAGAGUUCCAGGUGGUGCAAAGCGUGGGGCAGCAGCACUGAGGUGCCUGUCCCCAUGGGAGCUUCAAGCACAGCUCCCUGCAAUGUGUUUUCUGUCUGGGACAGUGCUCAAGGGUCCCCCUUCCCUAUUCUGCGUGGUGCAUGUGGCCAGCAAGCCCAGGAUGGCUGGGUCUCAACAUCAUGCGGGGCACAGUGGCAUUCCCGCUGGGAGAGAGGCUGGGCGAGGGCUCUGCUCCCAGUGGAGCGGCUGAACGUCAUUUCUUGGCAUCAUGGACAUCUUUCCCUUGCAAGCAUGGGAGGAAGCAGAGGGGUUUGCUUUGCCUGUGCGGCGGGAGCGUGGCCGCCGUCAGGAGCACUGCGGGGAGCGCUGCGGUGGCAGGCGGCAGCGGGUGGCUUGGUAAUCGACACUGCAACAGGCUGAGAUGCCAAAGCAAAAUGUCUUCAAAUUAGCAGUAAUUGCCAGCGAAAUAAAGAGCAUGUGGGGCGAGUGGAAAGACGGUUCUAUAAAUAUUAUGAUUUUUAAAGUUUGCCCUGGAGUCCUACAGCCUGUUUAAACGCUAAUAUCCUGUCUGUGCAUUUAAAAAGCCUUAUAAUGAGGAUUGAGUGUCUGCUUCCAGACCACCUCCUGCCUGGUGCUCUCCCACUGCCCACAUCACCUGUCUGCCCCUCCUGGUGGCAUUUCAGGACAGGCUUCCCCGUGCCCAGAACCAGCAGUGCCCCACAUGCCCCUGCUGUCACCCAUGCUUGGAGAUGCUCUAACCCUCUGGGCAGCCUCAACUGUCCCAUCCUGCCCCUUGCACUGGUGUCCCAUGGGCUGCUGCCAAAGUCCCCAGCUGCAGUCUGCAAGGCCAGCGUGCAGCAUUGGACCAGCUCAGGGGAUGCGUUUUCUUGGGAACCCCUUGUCAGGCAGUGGGUCUGAUCUCAGGGAAGCAGGGGACUCUGGGAAUGCAGCGUUUCAGGUCCCCACAUCUGCAGUUGCUUGUUCUUUGCAUAACCCUCCAUCAUUCCUGCAUCAUCCUCCAUCCCACACUGGGCCCUGUGGUGGCCAUGGCUCUGGCCCUGGCAGUGCUGGUGUGGCACACCCUGCCGAGUUCAGCGCAGUUGUUUUACCUGCUGCAGCUCUGCUGGCACUGUCCACGCAGCCCAUGAGCUUGAGGUGCUCAGCAGCAUCUGUUCCGCCACAGUUCUUCUGCCUGCAUGUUAAUUCUCAUUAAAUCUAGGGAGCCUAAUUGCUAUUUCAUGUAAAUAUUUUGUCAAGUGAAAGGGCUUUAGGAAGGGCCAUGCUGACUGAAGGCGAGAAGCCAGGCUCUCUCACCGCUGUGGUGACAAGCUCCUGCUUGUCCUGCUCAAACACGGGUGUAAACCCUGUCCCUGUGGGAGCCGCUGCGUGUCCCUCAGUGGGCUCAGAGCUCAGAUGUGAUGGGACACUGGUAGGUGCCUGUGCACUGUUUGCUUGUGCCGCAUGACAGGGGCACUGGCCUCCCUCCUCACACGUCUCACAGGAUAGCUGCAACCUGGGCUCCGCUCAGUGGCGAGCACCAAGGGUCCUGAGGCACUGCCUGCAUGGGCUGAAGGGCAGUGGAGGGAUGGCACAAGGGGCAGCAGUAUGUCCCUGGGUGCUGGCCCAGCCGUUCUCCUGCUCUGCAUGGUGCUGGCAGCUCUGGUCAGAGGUUGAAGUGUCCCCAGGACCCCCUUCCACCCCCCCCUCAGUGGGUGAGGAAAGUUUCAGUGAGGUGCUGUUUUUUCCUAGAUUCCAUUAAACUUUCAUGUGCUUUCUCUGCAUUUCUGCUCCCCUCCUGGCUGCUACAGCUCUCAGAUACUUGCUGUGUGUUGGUCACAGUUCCCUCCUCACUUGGUGACAUCAUACCUGGGUGCUGACGUCACCACCCCUGCCUGCGAUCUGUGACCUCAUGGCAGCUGUGGCAGGCGGGGAGGUGGCAGCUGGGGCAAAGGCAGGGUCUGGGACAGCAGCAGUGAGAGUGCUGGGAAGCCACAGAGUGGGGAUUUUCAGUACAGUCUCCGGCUUCUUUGGGAGUUCAGGCACUGACACCUCGAGAGCCACUGGAGGAGAAGGAGCAGGGGAAGAUGGAAAGGCGGUUUAACUGGGUGCAGAGGAGCUUGGCCAGACUGGGGCAUUCUCCCCAACAUCCCACCUGUGCUUCCUGGAGGUCCUUGCACCCUGAUUGCAAUGUCCGUAUUGGGUUCCAAUGCACCUGCAGUUAGUUUAAACUCUGUCUUUCAGAGAUGAAGAAACCAGCAUUCUGAAGGUGGCUGUGUGGCUGUGUUGCAUUAAAGGGGAUGGAGUAAUUUAGCAGAAAAUAACCCCACCCGCACCCCACCCUGCCUUCCAACUCUCCUCAGGGAUGUAGGAGGUUAGGUGGGCUAGGUUUCCAAUGCGCCCCUAUCAGUCCAGUCACGUUUAACUACCACGGUUCUGGAUACACUGAUAGCACCUGCACUGCCAGUCCAGCCAUGCUCAUGAACUAGCACGGCCACGCUCUAGGGUUUGGUUGUCCGACCAGCUACUUAACAGGGCAGGUUUAUUUGUGCAACAGAUGAGACAGUUUUUUGGAUUGCCGGUGACAGUGACUGUCUGCAAAGGGCACAUGCAAAUAAAAUGUUACGAAGUAUAAAACACACGGAAAAGUUACAACGAUACAGCCUGGCUACAAAUAUUAAAAAGUAACUCUCUGGAGAUAUUUCUAAGUCUCCCGAGGAAGCAUUAGUCCAGGUGUCACCUGAGGUGUCCCAAGCGGGGAGAAGCAAAGCUCAGCCCGUCGGCCGGUCCCAGGAGUCCGUCUCGGUGGUGUCUUCCCUUCACUUGUUCUCAGUGGUGUCUUCCCCCCUUGUCCCCUCAUUCAUUCACUUUUUAUACUUCUCUUUGCUCUCAGGUGGAGCUUGGGCGACUCUAGUCAUACAUUCCUUCAUUAUGAUGGGUGUAAAGUUCUCUUGGUUUCAUUUAAAGGUAGAGUUCAUUUUAAAUUUACUGCACAUGCUCCCCAAGGGGGGAUUCAUUCUUGUCAGUGGGGCCAUUUGAGUAGGAGAUCACGAUCUCCCCCUACCAUAAUUAUUUUACCCUAGCAUCCUUGAAUUUUCUCUCUUCAGCAGUUUGUUUUCUUUUAGCAGUCAGCACAUCCUCAUCAGAAGGCUUUGGAAGUGCUGAGGGGGCCUAGUUCGGGACCUUCUGUCGCAGAUAAUAAGGCUCUUGCUUGGUCGUCGCCACAGUUGUUGGCCCAGCAACAGACACCUUCUCAUAUAUUUUACAGCCGCUGUGCAGCUUAUCAGCUGUUUGGUACCAUCAUGUUCCCAGUCCUGCAGGGAGCACGGCAGAGCCUGGCCUCAGUGUCUCCGCUCCACCCUCCACUGCUUCUCUAGGACAGCAGGUUGUGUCACUUGGGGAACUGCGGUGAUGUAGAUUCCGUGCAUGCCAACUGUCCUGAAGGCGAUAGCUGUAUUUUACCCUAAAAAGCUUUCUGUAAUACUACACUUCUAUUAGGACCCAAUUUUUCUCUAAUUCCCCCCCUCAAGGUGACUUUCCCACAUGCUGUCUCCAGAGAUAGGGGAGUGAGUGUGUGGGGAUUCAGGGCAGCACGUGGUGCUGGGACAGUAUGAGCAGGAACUGUGACAUGGCCAGGGCUGGCGAUGCUGGUGGCAGGAGGAAGCAUUUUGGUUUGUGCUGUUGCCAGUGUUGGGUGCUCUGUGCCAGCAAGUCCCAUGGUCGGGCGACCCUGCCUGGGAACGCUCAGGGUGCACAGCCUCCAUAGCCUCCUGCUCCUCCCACUCUCCUUGGUACUGGGAGAGGCAUCCCUGUCCCAGUCCAGUCCCAGCAAAUCUGGAUGCUGCCCCUGCACAGAGGGGCCAGGAGCACCUUGGUCUCAGGCAGAGGGAGCAGCAGCACAGUGAUGGCGUGGACGUGGCUGGGGUGGUGGGUAGGGACCUCUCUGCGAGGCAGAGCCUGCUGGCACAUGGUGCUCUCACCUGUCACCUCUGUUGGUUCCUUUUUGUUGUCCUGAUCUGUGCCCAGCACUGGGGUGCUCCCUGCAGCUGAGCCAACAGGGGUGCAAGAUCUUCCCCUUGCUUCACAGCAGCCUAGAUCCAUCAGCGCCUUCAUCUAAUCGCUUUAUGUCUAUGACUAACUGCUAAUGAGCUUUUAAUUAAUGAAUGCCAUGGCUUGGGGGCAUUCUGGAGUGGGUGGGAGGAGAGGACUAGAUGGGUGCCCUGCUUGCUGGGUGCUGCAGGGCUGCUGGUAUUGCAUUCACAGGCUGACGCCCAGGAGGCUGGGAGCACCCAGCCUUGCUGGUCCUCACAGCAGCGACUGCGCCUCGGCCUGACCUGCAUCCCCUCUUGGCAGCUCUCCUGAGCAGCAGCAUCUGGGCUUGUGCCUCAGCUUUGUGCUGUGGGAGCGUGCUGGGGGAUGCGAUGGGGUCCUGUUAAACAGUUGCAGCGCCUGAGGCAUCUGGCCCACCUGUGGUUGUGCAUUGCGGCCUCAUGGCAGAUCCAUGGACCACUGCGUCAUCCCACUCUGCCAGGAGAGGAUGUGGGAUGGCAUCCCAAUGAGGACUGCAGUGCUGGGGGAUGUGAUUUCCUAUCGCAUCCCGUGUGGGGAGUGGGCCACGGUCUGGACAUGGUGCCGGGGGCAGCCCUUGGCAGGCAGCGGCUCUGACAUGUGCUCAGGCUUGGUGCAAUGUGUGCGGGGGGCCCUUGGAUGUGUGGGACAUGCCGCAGCCGUGCCACGUUGCCAAUCUGCACAGUACCACAUGCUCAGGCAGGCUCAGGGGCAGACCUCGGAGCCCUCAUUUCUGCUGGGUAGAGUUUCCAAAUGGUGGAGGCUAGUGUGCCUCAGAGGGGAGCUGAGCACCCAGCAGUUCUGGCAUCUCCCCAGGAGCGGGAGCCGGCAGCACUGCACCAGCAGCACUGCACCGGCUGCCUUGGGCACCUCCCAGCAGCUAUCUGCUGCUGGGCCAGCUCCCAGCCAUGCAUGGCCAGUACAUCCCAGCUGCCUGAGAGCAGUGCAGAGCAUCACGCUUUCCCCAACGAGUUCCCUUGGCAGUUCAGGGGGUGCGUGCCCAUCAGGCAUCCCAGCACAGGCUCUGCCUCUCAGCCCUGGUGCCCCACUGGGUUCCAAACCAGUGGCCGAGGCUGCUUCUGUCCUGGUGCCACGUUAUUCUCCCCCUUCCAGAAAACAAAACGAAGGAGCCCUCGAGGGUUCAUUUAAAAUAAAUAAAAAACGAAAAUAGUGCUGAUUUGAAGGAAAGCCAACCCCAUCCUGUGCAUGGGAGCGCAUCACCAACCCAUCCCCGAAGGGCAGAGAGAAAGAUGUGCUUAGAACUGCAGCCCUGUGCAACUUCUGCCUUUGAUCAUAUAUCUUACAUGUGCCCUUUGCUUUCCCUCGUCUGAUAUUUAUUAGGUUUAAUUUUACUGGGAUGCGGCUGUAAGUGAGACAGAUGGAACGGGGUCUGUGCGCCUGGUGAACACAUCUUAAUUAAACAGAUAAAUAAACUUUCAUUCCAGGAGACUUGAGUUUUGGAGGGGUUCCUCCAGGGCUGCAGCUCUGCAGGGCUGGGCAGCCCUGCCUGGGGGUCCUCAGGCCUGGGCACCAAAGGACUGCCCUGGUAGAGCCCUGGUGCUGGUGCCGUUGGCUGGGGCUGCAGCACGGCAUCAGUGCUGGGGCAGCUGGGAACAGCAGGGUGAAGGACGUCAGCUGGUGGUGGCCGGGGACGUGUUCCCCACGCUGGAGCAGGCCAGUGGGUUGGUACCGCCCUGUUGUGCUGGUGUCCCACAGGGGCUCCUGCUGCUGUGGGGGCAUCUCUGCCACCAGGUAGGUGUUGGUGAUGGCUGAAGGAAGGAGAGAGGAGACUUGAAGGCUCCUCAGCUCCCAGAGCCAUGCCCAGUUCCCCCACUGCCAAGCUGUUUAUCCUGCAGAAACACAGCCAGUGGUGCAGAGGGUCUACACCAGUGGGUUUGAGGCCAGGGUAUCAGCCCAGCACAUCACUCUGUGUGCUCUCCCUGCAGGACAGCCUGUGGCUGGAGCCAGCCUGGACCUUUCCGCGACGUGGGCUGCUGGCUCAGGGCAAUGCCAGGGCUCGUGGCGCUGCCCCCAGCCAGGAGCGCCUUUGAGUCACCCUGCCCGGAGCCAGGCUCUGGCGCAGGGAAGAACAGGCAGAUUACCUCAGCCUGGAGCCAGCCCUUGCCUCACGUGGUUGUCUUGGUUGGGCACUGCAAGCUCAGAGCAUCAGGCCAUGCCCUUCCCUUUUCACCUUUGCCUGAGAGCAGUGCAGGAACCGUGCUGGAGCCAGACCGGCCCAGGGCCUUUGGAGUUGCCCAUCACCUUGCCCAGGGCAUCCCUCGCCCUGUGCCAGGGUGAUGUGCAGUGCUCAGGUACAUGCAGGUGCCGGGUGGGGCCCCUCUCCCCACAGCUGUCUGAGGGGCUGUGGGAGGGCAUGCUUGUCACCCAGCCGCUGCAAAGCUGUCCCAUGUCCUGCCCUGGGCGCUGGAGCAUGCAGGAGAGUGCAGCACCAGGGCCACAGGAGUCCCUGGGGAACGGGAGCAGGAGGCGAGUGACGAGCGUGGGGUCUGAGCACUGAGGUGUGCAGGACAGGCUGCUGCAUCAGGGUCUGCUGUGGUCCCUUGGGAGUUGGAGGGCGCGUGGUUGUGGUGGGACACAGGAGCUCACUGCAGCCCACGCUCCUUGCAAGGAGCAGCAGCUGGAGGAUACUGUUGGUAGCAGAUGUCGCUGCCAGACUUUUUUCGGCUCUCAGUACCAUGGGGUGGUGGUGAUGAGAAACCCUUUUCCUGGUCUGGCAUCCCCCUCCCCCCCAAUUUGGCACCUUGUGGUCGCUUUAGAGCAUGGUCACCCCAGUAGCAGGACCCCACGCGGGAGGCUGGCACCCCCUCUGCCCCAGGUGCAGCUUCUUCAGGACAGCUUUUCCCAAAGCUGUUUGUUUCCGCCAGGUUUGCCCGGUGCCUCCAGGCCAGCCGUGCCACACACCGCUGCUGUUGUGUAUCUGCAGCAGAAACGGGAACCGCUGCGAGUGUACCAGGACACUGCAGCAUGUCGCUAUGUCUGGGGAUACUGUGGAAAAUCCCAGCCUCCAAAUAGGGUUGGUCGUGUGCUGGAGGCUCCGGCGGAGACGGAGCAUCAGCAGCUGCUGGCACAGACCUGCCUUUGUGCAUCACAUUUGGCCAAGAUGGAAACUGAACUGAGCCCAGGUUUUGUUUCCCACAUACCCAAGCACAAUGCCGUCCCGGCUACUUCAUUGCUGGCCACGGCUCUGAACUCAGGAGUGAUGCAGCGCUGGUGGUGUGGGGUGCUGGGGCAGGGACACCCGUGCCAGCCCUGAGCUGUGCAGUACCAGAGGGUGCUGGGGCUGCCGCGGGGCCACGUUAGGAGGAGGCGCAAGGUGGGACCAGGGAGCCAACAAGCACACAUGCGUGCCCGCACCAGUGUCCCUCAUGGGCACUGGCACAUAGGCUAUUGCCAUGGCAGCUGUGACAGAGGUGUGCAUGGUGUUGAUGCGUCAGGGAUGCUGGCAGCACCGGCAGGCCAGCCUGAAAUGCCAAAAAGCCUCUCAAGCUCUGCGGGUGCCAGCCCCCUGCCCAUUGCCCACGGAAGGUGCUCAGGGCAGGGUGUCCCCAGUGCUCCGAGGAAUGUGGGGAAGCCGAUGCCGGCAGGCAGGGCACCUCGGUGUCACCCGAGGGUGCCGGGCUCCCCGGGGGCUGGCAGGCAGGUGGGGGGGGAGGGUCGCAGGCUGCUGGGAGCAGGCCCUGCCUGGGGCUCACAUGCCUUUGCAUUUGUCAGGGCCGAGCUGCCGGCGCCCAGGGUGUGCAGGCGGGGCCGCGGCUGCCGCCAUGGCUCCUCUCGCAGGGGCAGCCGGCAAGCUGCCGGCCCUGCCCGCCGUGCCGUGAGCCCAUGGCGGCGCGGCGCGGGGCUACUGGUGCCGGUGCCGUGCGUGCUGCGGGGCUGCAGGCGUGAGCAGGUAUGUGCCUCUCUCCAGGGAGGCGGAGCUGGGUCUGCUGCAUGGCUCCCUGCCCGUCCCUGUCUGCGUGUGUGUCUCCCAAGGAGAGCGUGGUGCGUGUGCACGUGUCCGGCUGUGUGUGCGUGGGGGACUCCCGCGGCUGCCCAGCGUGGCGCGGCACUGCCAUUGCGGGGUCUGCGCGGCUGGAAGUGCCGGCUGCUCUGCACGCUUCCCGGGGCGCCCGUGUUGCAUCACCAGAACUCCCGGUAAGACCCUUCAUCCCUUGGGAGCCAGCACCGGGAAGGGAGACGGUUCUGCCCGCUCAGCCCGAUCCUGCCCGCCUGCUUCCCCAGCGCAGCAGAGUGUGGCCGGGGGCUGCGAGGGGCGGCGGGGAAGCCAUCUGCGAGCGGCGGCGGAGGGGUUAAGUGCGGGAUCAGCUGUUCUCAUGUCAUUACGGAUUCUCUUCGUUUUAUACAGAGCUCUGUUUGAUGUCUGAAUGCACAGGGGACUCCCCCUCCUCCUCCAACUCCCACCCCUUUUAUUUCGCUCCCGAGCCCUCUCUCCCUUCCUCCUCCCCUUCCUUUCUCUCUCCCCGCUCCCGCUCUGGCUCACACACACCCUUUGCAGACCGUGCGCUCAGUGCCAGUGUCUAAUGGCACCGAAGUGAACAGCCGAGCGCUGCUCCCGGGGCGCGGGCGCAGCCGGCCUGCCGCAGAUGCAUCCCUCCUAACUAGCGCCGAGGGGUCGGGAGGGACGGCCGAGCAGGGGAGAGCCCGAGGGGCGAGCCGGGAAGACGAGGAUAGCGGUGUGCGGAAGAGGACGGACCCGCGAGCAGCUUCACGGCUACCUGUCGACACAUGCUGUGCUCCAUGGCUAACUCGGGCUGCCUCCUUGUCUCCAACUCAGGCAUGCUUCCUCACUCUCUCCCCUGUCCUCCAGCCUUCCUCUACCUCCAACAGGGUAACCAGGACGCCACGGCUCCGCCAGACGCGAUGGCUCAGCCCUACCCCCCGGCCCAGUAUCCCCCACCCCCCCAGAAUGGGAUCCCCGCAGAGUAUGCGCCGCCGCACCCCCACCCCACGCAGGACUACUCGGGACAAAGCACAGUACCAGAGCACGCCAUGACCCUCUACACACCAGCACAGAGCCAUGCCGAGCAGCCGGGCACCGAUGCCAGCACACAGUCCAUAGCAGGGACACAGACGGUACCGCAGACAGAUGAGGCGGCACAGACAGACAGCCAGCAGCUACACUCCUCAGACAACACAGACAAGCAGCAGCCCAAGAGGUUACACGUCUCCAACAUCCCCUUCCGAUUCCGGGACCCUGACCUGCGGCAAAUGUUUGGGCAAUUUGGGAAGAUCCUGGAUGUGGAGAUCAUUUUCAAUGAGCGGGGCUCCAAGGGUUUUGGGUUUGUAACUUUUGAAACUAGCACAGAUGCCGACCGGGCACGGGAGAAGCUGAAUGGCACCAUCGUAGAGGGCCGGAAGAUUGAGGUGAACAACGCCACGGCCCGGGUCAUGACGAACAAGAAGGUUACCAACCCCUACACCAACGGCUGGAAGCUGAACCCGGUAGUGGGAGCGGUCUACGGCCCCGAGUUCUACGCAGUAACGGGGUUCCCGUACCCCACCACGGGUACAGCUGUAGCCUACCGAGGGGCACACUUACGGGGACGAGGACGCGCCGUCUACAACACCUUCCGAGCCGCGCCGCCGCCACCGCCCAUCCCCACCUACGGCGCGGUCGUCUACCAGGAUGGGUUCUAUGGAGCAGAGAUCUACGGGGGCUAUGCCGCCUACAGAUACGCCCAGCCGGCAGCAGCAGCGGCAGCAUACAGUGACAGUUAUGGCAGAGUGUAUGCAGCGGCAGACCCAUACCACCACACCAUCGGCCCUGCUGCCACAUACAGCAUCGGCACCAUGGCUAGUCUAUACCGAGGAGGGUACAGCCGCUUCACUCCCUACUAGCAAGACAGACACAGCCCCUCCCACCACUAACACUGACUGCUCACUAGCACCAAACCAAACCAGGCAGACAGAGCCGAGGCCGAGCCUCUGGAGGAACCGCGGGCCCUGCCCGGGCGGGCUGGGGCUGGGGCUCAGGCUGGGCUCCGCCGAGCUGCGGCAGCCCACACCCGUAGGGUUACCUCAAGCUGCUCCGUCCCGCCGCCCGCCCGCGUCUCCUGCACCGUCCGCCUGCCCCGGCGCAGCCCUGCGCCUCGGUGCUGCCGAGCAUCCCUGGGGGACCGUGGGGAGCAGGGCUCAGCCCCAGUGGCACCCUGUUCCCAGAACUGGGUCACGGGGUCCUAGCGCAGCUCCACAGCGGGCACUGCCCUUGCUGGGGGUGCAGGGGGCUCGACCCCCUGCGAGGCAGGAGGGGGGUGCUCUGCCCGCAGGCACGGUGCCGACGGUAGCCCCGGAGCAGCCCCUCUGCCCUCCCAUAGGAGAGAGAGGAGCCAGCGGGGGCUGCUGUGAGCUCUGGGGAUGGAGCUGGGCUGGGGGUGUGUGCAGGAGCCCGGGGCCAGCCCCCCUGGCAGUAGCGCUUCUCAGGGCUGACUGCGUUGCUUGGCGGAGGAGCUCUGGUGCGGAUGGCAUGGGGCGCAGUGUGGGGCUCGGGGGGCUGGGGUGACACCUGUGUAUCCCCUGGCCCACGGCUUGGCCAGGCUGCCCCGCAUGCUGUGCCAGUGAAAGACCUGCCUCUUUGUUUCUGUUGUAGUGAAACCGUGGCCGUUUCCUUCUGGGACCAGGAAGGGCAAAAAAAUACACACACACACACACAAAAAAAAAAUAAAAAAAUCAAAAGCAAAGCAACAAAAAAAAAAAAAAAAAAAAAAGCAAAGCGGCAACAGCCAAGUGAAAGUCCCAUACUGUCCACACACGCACCGAGUGAGCGAGUCCCGGAGGAGCGCCGUGGCAAGCACGGACCGGCCGGACGCGCCAAGAGGAGCCCCUCUCCGCCCCGGCCCCGCAGCCCGUGGCAGGGAGGGAGAGCCGGCAUGCCGCCGAGCGUGGGGGCGUCCGGAGGGGCCUCCGCCUGCCCAGGACCUGGGCACCACGUCUUCCUUUCAGCCCCGGCGCGGCAGCGCUGGGGGUGCCGGCAGAGCGCUGCGGCACGCCGCCCCCUCCCCAGCUCUGAGGGCUGGGCACCGGGGUGGGAACCUGGCUUCGUGUUUGCUGAGCUCCGGCGCUUGCCGGUCAUCAGCGCAUCAAGUGUGCGAGGCCCCGGCUCUGUGGAGCCGGGGUGGCGGCGCAGCCGCUUUGCUGAGGCGCUGGGCGUUGCAGGGGGAUGAGCCUCUGCCUUUUAAAGGGAAUUUUUGUUAAGAGGAGCUUGCAACUCGCUUGCAAUCCCUUUCCCCUCCCUCCUCUCCAUCCCCUGACACACCCGGGGCUCCCACCCCGCAGGGAGCAGCCCUGACCAACGCUGCUUGCGGUCCCCUGCACUGAGCUGGAACGGGGACUGCCCCGAUCCUGCUCCUGCUCCUACCUGCUCCACGGCGCAGGACAUGCUCACGGCCACCCGUCCCUGCCCGAGACAGCGGGACCCCACCAGCCCUUGGCGCACCCUUGGCGCUGUGGUCUCAGCCAUUGCAUCGCCCAGGACUGGGGGCUGGCAUCGCCUGCAGGGACCAGCCCGAGCCCCGGGGUCGGUCUUCAGCAGCCGGCAUGCCGGCACAGCCCUGUCCCGCAGGGUCGCCUCGCGUUCAGCCCCCUGCCCCGCGUGGCUCCGCCACUCCUCAAACCUCACUUUAUAGUCUGCAGAUGCCCCCGAUGCUCCAGCAAUGAGCUCCCCCUUUUCUAUUCCCGGUGUACAUAGCCCCGGCCACCCCAGCCCCGCACCCCUGCCCCUGUACAAAGCUCCUUCCAUCGCUGUACUGGCUUCUUCCUUACAGCACCCCCCCUGCGCCGGCUGCUGGCGCGCAGGCUGGCACUGGCCCAUCCUGUAUGCUUCAAAAGGUGUGACCAUUCUAAUAAACAGUAUUAUUAUUAUUAU
Messenger RNA from Falco peregrinus (peregrine falcon), 12691 nucleotides. It is a transcript of the gene RBFOX3, whose product is annotated as RNA binding fox-1 homolog 3. The record is from RefSeq and is a predicted model, not a curated record. Gene Ontology annotation, molecular function: mRNA binding. The coding region runs from base 9556 to 10668 and encodes 370 amino acids. Gene Ontology annotation, biological process: regulation of alternative mRNA splicing, via spliceosome; nervous system development. Gene Ontology annotation, cellular component: cytoplasm; nucleus. The transcript has 12 exons. Lineage: Eukaryota; Metazoa; Chordata; Aves; Falconiformes; Falconidae.